AUGUUAACUAAACAAUUCCUUUAUAAAUAUUCAUCAUAUUCUCAAUUACCUAAAACAACACGUGAAUCAUAUACAUUACUUCGGGAAUUACUUCGUCUGAAAUAUAAAUAUCCACUUCCUAUGAGAUCAAAAUUUGCACACAAUGUUAAAGAAGCCUUUUCAGUAGUAUCACUCUUCGGAACAGAACAAGAACAACAACAAUUAUUAUCAAAUAUGUUAACUCAUGAUUUACCUUUUUUAAAGAAAUUAACUACUCUACCUGAACACGCUUAUCAAUUAUUUGAUAAAAGAUUAUACUCUCCUGAAUUAUAUAUACAUAAAAAUAAUGAUAAUAAUAAUAAUACAAAUUAA
Naegleria gruberi is the source of this 351-nucleotide messenger RNA. RefSeq lists its product as uncharacterized. The transcript has a single exon. Lineage: Eukaryota; Heterolobosea; Eutetramitea; Acrasida; Naegleriidae. Bases 1 to 351 code for a protein of 116 amino acids. The record is from RefSeq and is a predicted model, not a curated record.